Malaya genurostris is the source of this 709-nucleotide messenger RNA. RefSeq lists its product as uncharacterized. Bases 1 to 618 code for a protein of 205 amino acids. The record is from RefSeq and is a predicted model, not a curated record. NCBI's taxonomy places the organism in Eukaryota, Metazoa, Arthropoda, Insecta, Diptera, Culicidae. The transcript is spliced from 2 exons.
AUGGCAGAGCAUCUUCUGCAACGCUUUGCUAACAUGGGAAGUUCCACUACAGCCGGACCGCCUUCUUCAAUGGCGACUCUUAACCAGCGAGUUCAUCAUGAACCCUUUGUCAAAUAUCCGGUGUAUGGUCCCGGUUCCGGGCCGGACGUUUACGAAGAGGACGGAGACUUCUGGCAUGGUGGAAGUAGCCCUGGAUUCUUCCCCGGCGGUCCCCCUGUACCGCCACCCUUUCCAUUUCGAGUUCCCCAUGCCAAGUUCGGCAAGCCCCGCUUCAAAGGAGCAUCGGUGGCGGUAUUAACCUUUAUCGGGUUUUUAUUCUUUCUCAGUGUACUGCAGAAUUAUAUCCGGGACUAUUCAACGAACAACACACCAACGGUCAUCGUUCUCUCAUCCGGAGCUACCAAAGAGAACCAGCAGCAGUAUCCUUUUCUGCAAAAAACCGAUUCGCACCUGAGCGAGGAAGAACCAGAUCAUCAGUACCUGAAUUACAAGAAGACCUCGGCUCACGGCAAACGCCCGAAAAAUCAGAAACGACACUCGCCGUUGGAUGUUGCACCUGAAGUUCCAUCGAAGCAGACGUCGUUUUCCGAUCUGAUCAGUGUCAGUGAUCUGAAGUAGAAGUUAAAUUUAUAUGCAUGUCUGCUUUUCUAGUUCAAAAAUUGGGUUCGUUUUGGCAGAUGAAAUUUAAACGAUUGUUAUAAAUUGACAU